UGGGAUUGCCUUGGGCAAUGGCGGUAGGCGUCCAUCUGCAUUUCGAUUCCAAACAGUUGGUGCUCUCGCAAACCGGAGGGAAACCUCAGACGGUUUCGUUGCGGAUUUCAAUGUGGGCAGUAAAAAGGAAUCCCAACCCUGCUCGGAUAGGGAUGAUUCAAGGUCCCGAUCACGAGGAGUCUUCAUCCACGGAUGACAGUAGUGGAUUUGAAGAACAGGAGUGCGAGGAAGAGAUACCUAGCGAGAGCAAAUGGAAACACCUGGUCCAACUUUUCGAACACGAAACCCCCGAGGAGUUUCGGAUGAUCCCCAGAGCCGCCCGAACCUUCCAUCAGGAAGACGGCACGCUUGCGCCUAUGGAAACCCAGGUCUAUCCUUCGAUCUUUCUCGGAGAACCCAUUUUGCAAAUAUCUGACUUGACAGACGAUUUGGAACCCCCUCGCACCUUGUACGAGGGAACACUUUCUCUUCGAGCACGCUAUCAACAGGCGAAACAAUAUCUGGAUGUUUCUGUUUCCCCUCCAAGGUCACUGCUUACGACAGGAGCGACCAUCGCUCUGAUUAAACAAGAAGCCGGAGCUCCUGUUGAUGAUGUGCCCGAUCUAAUGCAGGAAAUGGUGGAUCUAACGGGACUAACAGUGGAAGGAACCUCGGCUGAUUCGGAAACUGAUGCUGAAGCUAAAGAGACAGAGAUGAUUAGCCCCGCUGAAUCCCAGAUGAUCGCGACUGUAUUUUCUGUCCGCACUAGCAGCUCUAUUUUCUCUAGUGUCCAUAACCGACGGGAUCGGCCUGCUGAUUGGAUCGAUAUGCCUCUUGAAAUACCCGAUGGACCAACCGUCACUCUACCCGAUCACGUUCCCCUGGAAUUCCGACGAUCACUAAUUAACGUCUUGAAUGGGUACGUGGAGGUAUUGAGUGUGCGAGAUAAUGAUAUUGGGCUGUCUAAUGUGAUCGAGCAUGCCAUCCUAACGGGGGAUCAUCCACUCAUUAGAUGCGUUCCUUAUCGAUACUCGUCAGCCCAAUGGGCGGCCGCGUUUCAGCGGAUCAAGGAAUUUGAGGCUAAUGGAUGGAUCGAACCCGCAAUAGGACCUUGGUCGUUUCCUGUGGUAAUCGUGCCCAAAAAGGCCGAAGGGAUUCGCAUAUGCAUCGAUUAUCGAAAGCUGAAUGAUAUCACGAUCAAAGAUGUGUAUCCCCUUCCCCGGAUUGAUGAGUUGUUGGAUGCAAUUGGGAGUGCUCGAUUUUUCAGUAAGUUUGAUGUUCGGCAUGUGUUUCAUCAUCUUCUGGUUCGAGAGGAGGAUCGUCCGAAAACGGCAUUUGUGUUAUUCGAAGGUACCAGGCAAUGGGUCCGAUGUCCGAUGGGCAUCUGCAAUGCUCCCACAACCUUUCAGCGAGCCAUGAAUAUGGCUUUCCAGAACUUUAUGCGGAAGACACGGCUCGGCCAGAGCAUUAUCAAUUAUUGCGUGAUCGUGUACAUGGAUGAUAUUCUUGUGUAUUCAAGUUCCUACGAGGGGCAUGUGCAGCACAUCGAGUGGACGCUGCACGCUUUGAGAGAUGCUGGUUUCAAGGUGUCGCUCGAGAAAUGUCAGUUCUUUCUCACCACCAUUUCCUUUCUGGGACACGUGUUGACGGACCAGGGAUUCAGACCGGAACCGCAAAAGGUGGCAGCCGUGAGAGACGCGCCUGUGCCCACGACUAUCACGCAAGUUCGUGCCUUUCUGGGCCUGGCCUCAUACUACCGAAGGUUUAUCAAGGGCUUCGCGGCUAUUGCGGGUACCCUCACGAAUCUGCUGAAAAAGGAUCAACCGUUGAUCUGGACGCCAGAGUGUGACCAGGCUUUCUCGAAACUCAAGGCAACCCUUUUUUUGGCCCCGUUCCUUAUAAGACCGGAUCCUGCGAAGCCUCUUGUCCUCAUCACGGACUGGCAGCCGGAGGCAAUCUCAGCGAUCUUGGCCUAGGUGGGACCCGACGGACUCGAAUGCAUGGUGGAAUACGCGUCUAAGUCGGUGCCUGCUUGCAAGCGCAAUUAUGCCGCCCCGACA
Chara braunii is the source of this 2039-nucleotide messenger RNA. NCBI's taxonomy places the organism in Eukaryota, Viridiplantae, Streptophyta, Charophyceae, Charales, Characeae. The record is from the annotation of a GenBank genome assembly.